Messenger RNA from Adineta ricciae, 3687 nucleotides. Lineage: Eukaryota; Metazoa; Rotifera; Eurotatoria; Adinetida; Adinetidae. The record is from the annotation of a GenBank genome assembly.
AUGGAAGCACCAGAACAACCAGUUAUUCCUCGACAAGCGCCACGACCACUUACAACUGACGAAUCAAUACGCAGCCAUGUACGAAUGUUAAUGGAAGGUGAUCGACUUGGAACAGACGAGUUAUUUGGCGCACUGAACAAAUUCUUUGAUGAGCAAAAUUAUUCAUCAUCACAGCGAAUUACUUGCGCACAGAUGUUCUUAAACGACGAAGGAAAAGCCUGGUACGAACAAAAGAAAGUCGAAAUCAACGAUGAUUGGUCACUCUUUUGUGAGCGAUACAAGGGACAUUUACAAAGUUGCCGGCAAAGUAGUACACGCCCACGGAGUAAAAAGUUACCAACCAAUAAUGAAUCAUCAUACGCAUUGGAAGAGAUCAUCGAUGAACACUUCAACAAGUAUUCAGGUAUUGGUGACGCAAGAAGUUGGUUGUUGGAAACUAUGAAUCAAUUCAAAGUACAGCAAUUACGACGUGAUGACCAAUUCGCCGCGAUAUCGUUACUAUUGGAAGAAGAAGCCUAUUUAUGGUAUGUGGCCAACAUCGAAACGAUCCUGAAUUUUGAAAAAUUCACCAAAUUAUUUCUCGAACAAUAUGCAUCGACAACGACGUCAACGACAAAUCCUAUCAUGGGUACUGGCGCAUCAGCGUCUACUGUACCUGUUCAUUCACCUAUAUCGCAUCUACAACGAACGAUGGCUGAUGAGAUAAUCAAACGACCGACGUAUUUUCGUGGCUCACAAGAUGAUGUACAUGAUUGGUUAGAAAAAUUGGAACAACGAUUUACGAUGGCACACUGGGACGAUGAAAACAAGUUGCAGUACAUAUCGAUACAUCUACAAGAAGAUGCCUAUCGAUGGUGGGUGCAGACAUCUGUCACAAUCAAGACUUGGUCCUCGUUCACAGAUGCAGUAAUACGUGCCUUUGGCUCAACACGAGCACAAGAAUUGGCGUUUGAACAAUUAAAGUGGUACAAACAAACGAUCAAUCAGUCUAUUACUCAAUAUUACGACAAGGUUAUCGAAUUAUGCAAGAAAGUUGAUCCUACGAUGCCUGAUUCUUUGAAGUUAAAAUAUUUGUUGGCUGGAGUUAAGGAGUCAUUGAAAACACAUGUUGCGUUACAAGAUCCAAAAUCAACCGAAGCAUUUUUAUCAUCGGCACGCAAAAUUGAAGAUAUUUUCGCACUCAAACAAGCAGAUCUUGACACCGUCGCAACAGACACUUACUUGAAUUCAGCUGCUUAUCAAAGUCAACCAAAUCAAACGAACUUUACACCAACGUCGAACAAUAAUUUCUAUCGAGGUAAUCCCAAGGGGGAAACGGCACUCCAGGAUCCCAAUACUCCGGUACUCCAAAUGCUACUCCGAUACUCCCAACGAACUUCUGUUACAAUUUUGGAGUUUGCUGUUUCCCCCUUGGGUAAUCCUCGACAUCCAACGACAACAAAUAAUCGUCCGGUGUAUAAUCGAAACACAUCAAGUGCAUACAAUGGUAACCGGCAAAGCAAACCUUCGAAGUAUACAAGGUCAACACGACGGUCGAAUGCAUGUUUUAAUUGCGCACCGGUCGAUGGUGUUGCUUCCACGAAUUUAUAUAGCAAUCCAUCGACGUUAAACACAUCAUUGCUUUACCUUGAUGUUCUUGUAAAUAAUAAACAAAUGAAAGCAAUGAUUGAUACUGGCGCAAACCGAACAUUUAUUUCAUUACAAGCACUACCUAGACCACACACUCAACAAUUUAUCGAUAAACAACAGAGAAGUGCAUCUCUAGCUGACGGACACACAUCACUUUCUAUUUUAGGCACAUUAGAAUUAUGCAUUGAUAUCGGUGACAUGUCAACAAUUAUCAAAGGAUAUGUUGUGAAGGAAUUAUGUGCCGAAUGCAUAUUAGGAAUGGAUUUCAUUAGUAAAUAUAAACUCAUUAUCAAUGCAGAUGAACGAACAGUGACAAUGCGUGAUGAUGAUAGAUGCAUUACAACGACAUUCGAUGUUAAUCAACGCAAGAUUCGUUAUCCAGCACGAACAAUUCGUCAGGUCUAUGUUCUACCGGAACGAACAGUCUCAAUACCAGUCAACGUGAAAAUAUCGUCGGCCAAAGUUCCAUUUCGGCCAUCCUUUCGAUUGGCGCGACAAUCACCAAUGAUAUUGUUAAACAACAUGGUCGUGGUGAAUUACCAAAAGUCCCACAUUUCGCUUUACAACCCGACUAAAUAUUCGUACACAAUACCAGAGGGCAUCGUAAUAGGAACGACCACAGUACCAACAUUAUCUUUCAACAAAUGUCUAUCGAUCGAUCAGGAAUUAGUCAACGGAUAUAUUACAAAGUUGACUCGACACGUCGUAGAUCCGAAACAAGCAGAUGAAAUUACGAAUAUUCUUCACCACCAUGAGAAACUCUUCGACACAAGCAAACCUGCGAUUGCUGUUAAUGUCAAACCACAUGAAAUCAAGACACUUGAUUAUCCUCCACCGACGUCGAGACCGUACUAUUCAACGCCACAAAAAGAAGAAGAAAUGUACAACAUCGUUCAAGAUCUUCUACAACAUGGUCUCAUUCGCAAGUCAUAUUCUCCAUUUGCAGCACCAGCAUUACUGGUCGCAAAACACGAUGGAUCAUGGCGAAUGGUGGUUGAUUACAAGAAAUUGAACAACAUGACAAUCAAAGACAACCAUCCGUUACCGAACAUGGAACAAACAAUAAGACGAUUAGGCGGUGGAUACAAAUUCUUCUCCAAAUUAGAUAUGAAGAGUGGAUUUUGGCAAAUCCCAAUCAAGGAAGAAGACAAGCACAAGACAGCAUUUAUCACAGCUGAAGGGUUAUACGANUCGAAUAUAAAUUUUUCAUUCUUAUACUUUACACCUUACUAUAUAGGUCUAAAAUACUCUCAUAGAGGCGGACAGAUGCUCGAAUCAUUCUUCAAAAUUUUUCUUUCGGUAUCAACUGUGGAUGUAAUUCAAUUGGUCACAGUCAUGAAUCUGAAGAUAAUGUCGUUCAACAUUGCUGCUUGUCGUGAACUAUUUCGUGGCAGCGUGAGUGUAGCACGCACGAUUAUGCACGAGCAACCAGACUUGGUCGCUCUGCAAGAAGUUGAUAGAUUUACACGUCGAUCAGGUACCGAAAUCGAUCAGUCAUCAGAACUUGCCUGUUACGCACAGUUUCCUCAUGUAUUUUACAUUCCUUCGAUGAACUUCGACGGAGGACAGUAUGGAAAUGCUAUUCUAUCACAGCGUCCUUUCGACACGGUUGCUCUGGUACAGCUCGAUGGACGUGGUCAAGGUGAAACACGAUCGAUGGGGGUUGUUUCCGUGAAGAUAGAUGCUAAUCAACAAGUGUUCUUCGCUGUUAUACAUCUUGAACAUGAAGUGGUGAGUCUUCGAGAAAAACAAGUGAAAGAUGCGAUUGAGUUCUAUCGAAAAAAUCACUUUCAAAAUCAACCAUUCAUUCUGGCUGGUGAUUUCAACGACGAACCAAAUAGUCAGACAGUUCAGUUUCUUCUGACAGAAGGAGGCUUCCAAUUACCGCGUGACCAAUGCCCAAAAACAUAUCCAGCUGAUAAUCCUGUAAUGACAAUUGAUUACAUCUUUAUGAAUGAGAAAGCGGCAGAAAUGUUUGAAGUGAAGACUUAUCGAACAUCAACCGUGAAUAUAUCAUCAGAUCAUGUACCAGUCAUUUUGGAACUGAAAAAGAAGUGA